UGGAAGAAAACUCCUCCCCUUUUUUUCAUUGUAGCAAUGGGAUCCGUUGUGAAGGAGGGCUUGCUAGCACUCGUCAGCUGCCAGCUGGCCUUAGCUCUGCUUCGAGGUAGCGCUUGCAACGACCCGGCCGGAGCUGCCCGCUGCCUCGCAGCUGCUGCCGCUGGCCUUCUGGUGGCCUUGAGGCCGCUGCCUUGGCCCUUGUUGCUCCACAGUGCUGUUUGCGCGUUGGGGUGGCUUUUUGAAGUGGGCCCUUGGCUCCUCGACUUCGACACGGCUUGGGCCAUCCUCCGCACGCGAGGACAGACCUAUUUCUUUGUCACCAUGCUGGGACCUCUCUGCUGGACACUAGGCUUGUAUGUCACGCUGCUGCUCUACAUCCAGCGGACGAGCACCGAGCGAUUACCUCUCUAUGGUGCGCGCGGCAGCUCCAAUGCAGCAGACCAGUGGGGACAGGAGGAGUCCCUCCGCAAAGGGAGCGGGGCUGCGCCUUCGGGCGAGGUGCCCUUCUCUUCGUUGUUCAGCUGGGAAGCCGAGGCCCCCCACCGAAGUUGA
Messenger RNA from Symbiodinium sp. CCMP2456, 552 nucleotides. The record is from the annotation of a GenBank genome assembly. NCBI's taxonomy places the organism in Eukaryota, Dinophyceae, Suessiales, Symbiodiniaceae.